This is a messenger RNA of Aspergillus heteromorphus CBS 117.55, 2738 nucleotides long. RefSeq names its product actin-related protein ARP5. The record is from RefSeq and is a predicted model, not a curated record. NCBI's taxonomy places the organism in Eukaryota, Fungi, Ascomycota, Eurotiomycetes, Eurotiales, Aspergillaceae. Bases 161 to 2422 code for a protein of 753 amino acids. Gene Ontology annotation, biological process: regulation of DNA-templated transcription. Gene Ontology annotation, cellular component: cytoplasm; Ino80 complex. The transcript has 5 exons.
CCAACACCUCGUCUCCCUCCUCCAGCGCCUCUCAAGCCCGCUGUCUACCCAUCUCCCAUAUUCCGUGGUGUUCCCACCCUCGCGACACACUGCAAUGCAGUGAAUCCGUUUCUGCCGGGAGCUCCUGAGUGUCUGGUAAUCUAGGCCCGCACCAACCACCAUGGCCAUCACGUCGGUGCAGCCGGUCGUCCCGACCCGGCUCGCGAUCAAUUCUUCAGAGAGGAGCGUCGCGAAGCCCGCUCCGAAGGGGUACGAGGUGCACGACCAUCCGUUCAAGGGCUACCACGCCCCCCAGCCGGAGGGCUACGCAAAGAGCAAGGGCACCAGCGCCAUCGUCAUCGACAAUGGCUCGAAUCUGGUCAAGGCCGGCUGGUCGUUUGACAAGUCCCCCCGUUUCGUCAUCCCCCCUGUGAUGAGCCGGUAUCGCGAUCGGAAAAUCAACAAACCCUACCAGUUCAUCGGAUACGAUUCCUACGUCGAUGCUACUUCGCGCGGACAGCUGCGCUAUGCUUUUGACCCGGGCUCCAGCGUGGUGGGCAACUGGGAUGUCAUGGAGGGCGUGCUGGACUACCUGUUCAUCAAGCUGGGGGUUGACGGCGAUAGCAGUGGAGGUAUUGACCGGCCCGUUGUCAUGACGGAGCCGAUCGCGAACCUCAGCUAUCCCCGGAAGAUGAUGAACGAGAUCCUGUUCGAGUGCUACUCCGCACCGUCGGUCGCCUACGGAAUCGACUCCCUCUUCUCGUACCGGUACAACCGCGGAAAGGACGGGCUGAUCGUCUCGUCCUCGCACACGUCGACCCACGUGAUCCCGGUCCUGAACAACAAGGCGCUGCUGUCCAACUGCUCGCGCCUGAACUGGGGCGGACUGCACGCCUCCGAGUACCUGCUGAAGCUAAUGCGGCUGAAAUACCCGACCUUCCCGCAGAAGAUGACCGAGAGUCAGAUGGAGGAUCUCGUGCACAAGCAUUGCUAUAUCUCUAAGGACUACGACCAGGAACUGAGUCGCUACCUGGACUGGACGGGGCUUGAGGAGCGGGACUGCAUCGUGCAGUACCCUUACACAGAGCAUGUGGUGCCGGAGAAGACGGAGGAAGAGCUGGCGCGCAUUGCGGAGCGGAAGAAGGAGAGCGGACGUCGACUGCAAGAGCAAGCCGCGAAGAUGCGGCUGGAGAAGCUGAUGAAGAAGGAGCAGGAACUAGAGUACUACAAGGAUCUACAACGCGGGCUCGCGUCCGAGACGAAGAAGGAAAUGCGGCGCAUCCUGGAGGCCGAGGACUUGAAGGAUGAGGCGCAUCUGGAUCGGCUGGUCCGGGACCUGGAGCGGUCCAUCAAGCGGUCUCGGAACCGGGAUCUGGGGAUCGAGGAAGCCGAAGAGCCCCAGGAGGAGAUGUCGUUCCCGUUGUUGGACGUUCCUGACGAGGAGCUGGACGAGGCCGGGCUCAAGGAGAAGCGCCACCAGCGACUGAUGAAGUCCAACGUGGACGCUCGGCAACGUGCCAAGGACGAGAAGGAGCGCGAGAAGGCCCGUCGGGAGGAGGAAGAGCGACUCGACCGCGAGAAGCGCGAGAACGAUUUCGACAAUUGGCUGGCUCAACGACGGGCGAACCGACAGAACAUCCUCCAAAAGAUUAAGGAGCGCGAUCGGUUCAAGGCGGACCUCGGCAACCGCAAGUCGCUGGCCAGUCAGAUGCGCAUGAAGACGCUGGCGAAUCUGGCGGCGGACGGCCCCAAAAAGCGGCGACGAGGCGGCGACGACGACAACUUCGGCGCCAACGACGACGACUGGGGCGUGUACCGGACGGUAGCGACGGGCGAGCAAAGCGACGAAGAGGAGGAAGAGGAUCUCGGCGGGAUGCUGGACGCGGCGGAGAAGGAACUCCUGGAGCACGAUCCGGAUUUCACGGAGAACCACACGCUUGCCGCGCAAUCCGACUGGACCAAGAGCCUGGUGCACGUCUUCCUGCGGGGGCCGUGGCCGUUCGACCCGGAGAGCCAGCGCGAGGCUCACCAGCUGCACCUGAACGUGGAGCGGAUCCGCGUGCCGGAGGUGGUGUUCAAGCCGUCGAUUGCCGGGAUCGACCAGGCCGGGCUGCUGGAGGUGGCGGGCGACGUCGUCAACCAGCGCUUCUCGAACCCGGCUGAACAGGCCAAGCUGCUGCGCGACGUCUUCCUGACGGGCGGCAACACCCUGUUCCAGAACUUCGACGAGCGCUUCCGCAACGACUUCCCUGCCUUUUUGCCGGUGGACUCGCAGCUCAAGGUGCGGCGCGCGGCCGACCCGGUCCUCGACGCCUGGAAGGGCGCCGCGCAGUGGGCCUCGGGCGCGGAACUGGCCCGCUCGUCCAUCACACGGCAGGAGUAUAUGGAGAAGGGCAGCGAAUACCUCAAGGAACACGAUUUGGGCAAUGUCACCACGUGGUAGGCUGACUGUCUCAUCGCGUCCGGAUCCUUCCGGACCAUGGACAGAAUCCGUCUUCCACUGGACGUCUGUCUACCAGGUAAAAGGCACGAGGGUGCCGUAGUAGCUUAGGAUGGUGUCCACGGCGCGAGGGAGGGAGUCCGGCGUACGCGAACUGAGCUCGGAGGGAAUCACACCCACUGUCCUAUCCGAGCGAGCUAUGAUUUGAUCGAGAUGGCAUGUUUUGUUUUCUUUGUGUCUCUUGUCCGUUUCGUCAUGUCUACGGUUGUACAGUAGCCCAUCAAUCAAUCAAUCAAUCAAUCAAUCAAUCAUAUUCCCC